AUGGUAUCUUCGUUCAUGCUCCUCUUUACCUCACUUGCUGCAGUCAAAGUAACAUGGGGGUCCGUUGCCCAGAAUCAGACAUCCUACAAUCCGGCUAUACCUGGUUGGUAUAGUGAUCCUAGCUGUGUUUUUGUACCUGAAUGGAACAAUACCACGUUCUGCACCGCAUCAACCUUCCUCCUGACACCAGGGCUGCCUGUCUACGCCAGCAAAGAUCUCGUUACUUGGAAAUUGGCCAGCCACGCCUUGUCUCGGGAAAGCCAAUUCCCCGGAUUCAACCAAUCUCUCGCCCAAAGCGAUGGGAUAUGGGCCCCAACGAUCCGAUACCAUCAAGGGUUCUUCUACAUCAAUGUCAUUUAUAAGAACAACAUCCUGAACAAUAUCAUUGGCUUAGUCUUCAAGACAGCAGACCCUUACAGUGACAGUGCAUGGAGCGACCCGGUUCAUUACGAUCCUAUAUCUAUCGAUCCAGAUCUCUUUUGGGACGAUGAUGGCGUCGUAUACGUUGCCACUGCUGGCACCUACCUUCAGACAAUCGAUCUCAAAACCGGCACUGUAGGUCAACCUCAGCAGAUCUGGAACGGCACAACCGGCAUCUUUCUCGAAGGCCCACAUCUCUACAAGAAGGAUGGAUACUAUUUCCUUAUGACAGCAGAAGGUGGCUCUGGGAUGAAUCACUCGGUCACAAUUGCUCGCUCACGUAAUAUCUGGGGUCCCUAUGAGAGCUGUCCCCAAAACCCGGUCUUGACAAAUAGGAAUACCUCUGAAUAUUUUCAAAAUAUUGGCCAUGCAGACUUGUUUCAUGAUGCAAGAGGCCACUGGUGGUCGUCUGCGCUGGCUUGGCGCUCGGGGCCUGAAGGGCAGACAUAUCCAAUGGGCCGAGAGAUGGUGUUGACCCCUGUGACCUGGAAGGAGGGUGAAUGGCCGGUCUUCUUACCAGUCCGUGGUAUAGAAACAGGGUGGUAUUUACCUCUCUCCAAGGAUAUCCGGGGAGACGGCCCUUUCGUCAACGACCCCGACGUUGUCGAUUUCCAGCCCAACUCGACAAUUCCGCGCCAUUUUGGUUUCUGGCGUUGGCCCAACAAAAAGUCCUUUGUUCUGUCACCGCCGGGCCAUCCAGGUACGCUUCAACUGACACCGUCUGUUGCAAGUAUCACGGCCGGCUACAAGAACUAUACCGCUGGCUAUCAACUGGCCGACCUCACAUUGAUCAUGCGUCGGCAGACGGAUACGAUGUUCGAAUAUAGCAUCGACAUAGACUUUGCACCCAAAACCAGGGAUGAGGAGGUUGGGGUAACUGUUUUCCUGAAUCAGGUCCAAAAUAUCAAUCUCGGGGUGGUGAUGCUACCUGCUAAUGACACUUCAAACUCCACCAAACGGGUCUUAGCACCGCAUUUCCGCUUUCUGGUCUCUGGGCUUGAAAGUAAUGAGAAGAAGAUCCCUCCACCAUACAUCACACCAGUUCCAACCUCUUGGCUCCAUGAACCCAUUCGCUUGAUGAUUCGCGCGUCGAAUGAAACCCACUACACAUUAUCUGCUGCCUCGACUACUCGCCCCAAUGAAAUCCAGAUGAUAGGCCAGGCACCGGCAACAAUCGUGAGCGGUGGUGCGGGGCCAUUCACAGGCUCUCUUGUCGGAGUCUAUGCCACUAACAACGGCGGAACUGGAACGACUCCGUCUUAUAUCUCUCGCUGGAGAUAUCAGGGCAUUGGGCAAGCGAUUACGAAAGGCCAGUAUGAGAUGACCCUGUAA
Messenger RNA from Aspergillus caelatus, 1752 nucleotides. RefSeq names its product glycosyl hydrolase. The transcript has 2 exons. NCBI's taxonomy places the organism in Eukaryota, Fungi, Ascomycota, Eurotiomycetes, Eurotiales, Aspergillaceae. Gene Ontology annotation, molecular function: hydrolase activity, hydrolyzing O-glycosyl compounds. Bases 1 to 1752 code for a protein of 583 amino acids. The record is from RefSeq and is a predicted model, not a curated record. Gene Ontology annotation, biological process: carbohydrate metabolic process.